Molecule: messenger RNA, 1809 nt
Organism: Miniopterus natalensis
Lineage: Eukaryota; Metazoa; Chordata; Mammalia; Chiroptera; Miniopteridae
Source: RefSeq, a predicted model, not a curated record
UCCUGGUCACUGGAGAUGUUACGAAAGUUGAGGGCCAUUGAAAUCCAUCAGGACGACAAAUUUGCCAAUAUCAUGGGCGUGAUGGGGGAGUUUGGCACAUUCCAGCAGAGGCUGGUGGCGCUAACCUUCAUCCCCAACCUCCUGUUGGCCGUCUUCUUGUUUGCCGACGUCUUCACGUUCACAGAGCAGAAGCCCUAUUGCAACACCAGCUGGAUUCUGGCGGUGGGCCCUAACCUGUCAGAGGCUGAGCAGCUGAAUCUGACCCUGCCCAGGGAUGCCAACGGCAGUUUCCGGACGUGCCUCAUGUACUUGCCCGUCACCUGGGAUCUGGAUUCUAUCAUCCAGUUUGGCCUCAACUACACACAGUCGUGCAGCAAUGGGUGGAUCUAUCCUGAGAGCAAGAGGCGAUCAGUGGUCGAUGAGUUUGACCUGGUGUGUAACGAGGAACUUAACCUGGAAGCUGUGCACACCACGAUCCUGGCAGGCCUCCUGAUAGGGUCGCUCAUCUUCGGCUUCAUAAGUGACAAGCUCGGCCGCUACCCCUCCAUAAUGCUGUCCAUCCUGGAGAUGAUCAUCUUCGGCUUUGGGACAGCCUUCGUCAACAGCUUCCACCAGUACCUGUUCUUCCGCUUCGCGGUGUCCCAGGCGCUGGUGGGCUACAGCAUCAGCAGCGUGUCUUUAGCUACUGAGUGGCUGGUGGGUGAGCACCGGGCCCACAGCAUCAUCCUGGAACACUGCUUUUGUUCUUUGGGGAUCAUACUCCUGACUGGACUUGCUUACAGCCUUCCCCACUGGCGGCUGCUGUUUCUGGUGGGUGGGGCACCUGUGUUCUACCUCAUCUGUUAUAGCUGGAUUCUCCCAGAGUCCCCUCGGUGGCUGAUGAUGAAGGGGAAGGUAGAAGAGGCCAAGCAGGUGCUGUGCUACGCAGCUGGUGUAAACAAGAAGACCAUUCCCUUAAGUCUGUUGAACAAGCUACAGGUGCCCGGAAAGAAGGUGACUAAGGCCUCAGUCCUGGACUUCUAUAACAACAGGCAUCUGCGCAAGGUGACCUUGGUGAUGGGCUGUGUGUGGUUUACUGUCGGCCAGAGCUGUUACACGCUGAGCUUGAAGAUGAGGCACUAUGGCUUGAACCUCUACCUCAGCCAGAUAAUCCCUCCCAUGAUGGAGGUGCCCGCCCGGCUGUGCUGCAUCUUUCUGCUUGAGCAGUUCGGGAGGAAGUGGAGCCUGGCUGGGACCCUCUUCCAAGGCACCAUCAUGAACUUGCUUAUCCUUGUAUUCCCCUCAGGGCAGGAUGGCCCCAAACCCAGGUGGUCAUGUUAUCUGGCCACAGAGUUGAAAUCCACGAUGGUCUUGAUUGCCCUGCUUGGACAAUUCAGCCUGGCCGCCUCCAUCACAGUGUUCUUCGUCUACACUGCCGAGCUCCUCCCCACUGUCCUCAGGACGACAGGCCUGGGGCUGGUGACUCUGGCCUGGGGAGCUGGAGCCAUCUUGUCCCUGACACUCAUCAGCCAGAGCCCCAUCUCCAGCUCUUUCUCCUUCAUCUCGGCCAUUUUUUCCCUGUCUCUCUGCUCCCUGCUUCCAGAAACGCUCAAUCAGCCCAUUUCCGAUAACCUGGAGCUCUAUCCCUCGAAGACAAGGGUCAUGAGCGAAGAUCUGAGCGACGAUCUAGCUCAGGCUUUCUCACUGGAUGAUGUGACUGGGGAAGCGGCGAAGAACACCAUUCUCAACACCACGGCGAAUUUGUACCCAGAACUUCACACGACGUCUUCGAAGGCCAAAAAAAAGACCUCACACAGCCAGGAUGACUGA